CCAUAGAACCUGCCUCCACCGCCCUCUGAGGCAGAGAAUUCCACAGACUCACCACUCUCUGUGAGAAAAAGUGUUUCCACUCAAUUUAUAGAGGUGUAUAAAUUCAUGAGAAGAAUAGAUCGGGUAGAUGCACAGAGUCUCUUGCCCAGAGUAGGGGAAUCGAGGACCAGAGGACAUAGGUUCAAGAUGAAGGGGAAAAGGUUUAAUAGAAUCUGAAGGGUAAAAUGUUCACACAAAGGGUGGUGGGUGUGUGGAACAAGCUGCCAGAGGAGGUAGUUGAGGCUGGGACUAUCCCAACGUUUAAGAAACAGUUAGACAGGUACAUGGAUAGGACAGGUUUGGAGGGAUAUGGACCAAGCGCAGGCCGAUGUGUGCAGGGGUCUGUUUACACACUGUAUCACCCUAUGACGUUAUGAAACGUCGCUGAUCCAUGUUCUCCAGAGAUGCUGCCUGACCUGCUGGCUCUAAACCAGUUGGGUUAAUUUUAAUCGAUGCCUGUCCACCUCUCUCUCAACAGUCCAUGCACUGAGACCAUCGGAGAUAAAAGUUGUUGCAAUGAUGGGCGAUUCGCUAAUCGCUGCUUCUGCUGAGGACCCAGAACCAUUGAUAAGCAUCCGUGAGGAUCCAUUUGGCAGGACGCAAGUUUCCUUUCCAGAUAUUUUGAAGGCUUUUAACCCUGACGUUAUCGGAUACUCUCCAGGCAACAGGAACUAUGACAAGUCUUUGGACCAGUCCAUUCUGAACGUGAAGGCUGAGGAAUUAUCGGGGCAGGCUCUGAGACUGGUGAACAGUUUAAAGAAUAAUCCGGUGAGUGUGUGAAACGUCACCCAUUCCUUCUCUCCAGAGAUGCUGCCUGGCCCGCUGAGUUACUACAGCUUUUGGUGUCUACCUUUAGUACUGCAUGCAUGCUGCCUGGAUUAGAGAGCUUCAGCCACAGGGAGAGCUUGGACAGACUUAGAUUGUUUUCUCUGAAACGUCAGAGGUCGAGAGGAGAAGUAUAUGAAACUGUGAGAGGCACAGAUAAAGUAGACAGUCAGAGUCAGAGCCAGGGUGGAAAUGUCCAACAGCAGAGGGCACAGCGUGGGAAGGUUUAAUGGAGGUGUACAGUGCAGGCUUUUUUAACGUUUUAUUUUAGGAUUUUAAAGGCUUUUUUGGUUGUUAGGGAUUCUCAAAAGAUUUCCUUCUGGAUCUAAAGGGCCUGUCCCACUUAGGCGAUUUUUUUCGGCGACUGCCAUAGUGGCAACAGGUGGCCAAAAAUGUCCAAAAGGUUGAAAAUCCAGCGGCAACCAGAAAAUAGGUACAACUUUUUGGGCGACUACUCACGACCAGACGUGCUUCACCCUGUGACAUGUCGCCUGUAUGGCCUUUCUUUGACCAUUUUCAGCGACCUGCUGCGGCUAUGGCGGGUGCCGGCAAAUCGCCGAAAAAAAACGCGUAUGUGAGACAGGCACUUAAUUAGCGUGUCCAGCUUUUGUUGCAAUCCGUGUUGCCGCAGUGUUUACAUCUACAGUGCAUGAUCAGCUUUCAUUCUGACUGGGAGCCAAAGCACAAAUGGACUGCUUUGGCUUGGCAAGUCCCCUGGUUUCCCCUAAGUCACACGGAACGUCUGUCGAAGGGCCCGAGCCCAAAAUGUCACCUAGCCAUGUCCUCCAGAGAUGCUGCCUGACCUACCAGGUUACAGACCCACAUAGGGUUGCCAACUGUCCCGUAUUAGCUGGGACAUCCCGUAUAUUGGGCUAAAUUGGUUUGUUCCGUACGGGACCGCCCUUGUCCCGUAUUUGACCGCUACUACUCGGGUCGAGGGGGCUGUCGGGUCGGAGCACCACGUCCGGCCCCGCCUCACCCGUCCCGACGUAGUGCAUCCCAUGGAGUGCAGCAGCAGCAGCAGCAGCGC
Molecule: messenger RNA, 1894 nt
Organism: Leucoraja erinaceus (little skate)
Lineage: Eukaryota; Metazoa; Chordata; Chondrichthyes; Rajiformes; Rajidae
Product: phospholipase B1, membrane-associated-like
Exons: 5
Coding region: 556-819 (87 amino acids)
Source: RefSeq, a predicted model, not a curated record